CGGAAGUGCGGGGACGCGGCCGAGCCGGGGGUGGGCCACGGUGCGCGUGGGGCCGGGGCCCGGCCGGCCGGGCUCCGAGAUCCCUACAACCGCCCAGAAUCAGACUCCCGGACCCGCCCCGGAAGCCAAGAAGGGGGCGCGGGCCCGGAGGCAGGAAGCCCUGCUGGAGGAGCGCCGGGGACGCGGGCGGCGCUGUUGCCGGAAUUAAAGCUGGACUCCCAUUCAGGACAGACAGACCUAUAAUUCCUGGUGUGAUGAGAGAGUGGGAUUUGCCGUCCUGAAGUCAUUAAGCUUGGGCCCUGGUUCCUCUUUAUGAGAGACUAGGGAGAUGGAAGACUUAAAAUCUGAGAAUAAAAAAAGGGUGCUUCCCGCAUGGAUGACAGCCCAGGUGGCUGAAAAGAGGACGGUGCAGGUGAAGACCCCCAACAAGAGGAGAACAGCCACGGCGCCAGUGGCUGCAGCAAGACUUCCUGCCAUGAGGACUGUGUACUGCAUGAAUGAAGCUGAAAUCGUAGACGUUGCUCUGGGGAUCCUGAUUGAGCAGGGCCGAAAACAGGAAAAGCCGUUGGAACAGCUGCCUGUGGCAGGCGCUGAUAAGCCAGAGCACUCCCCAGCCGGCUCAGCGCCGCCGUCCCCGAGUCCCCCCGGGAGCAGCAGUGAGGACGAGGCCUGUGGGGCAGACGGCCCUCCUCCGGGGCCUGCGGGUUCUGACUCGGCCCGCAGCAGAGGCCGCGAGGAAGACCAGGAUGCGCUAAAAUACGUCAGAGAGAUAUUUUUCAGCUAAGGGACAAACUUCCAGGACUUUCUGCCCAGAGUGGCUGAAGGAAGCUGGGUUUCCCUCUUGGCCUGGGCGCUGCCCUCAGACUGUCACGGCUUCUGCUCCCAGCUUCGCGCCUCUCUGGGCUGCGCAGAUUCACCUUGGGAGGUGAGGAAUCAGGAUGAGCUCCCAUUAGAAAUCCUCCCUGCACUGUGCUCUCUCCUCGCUCAGAGGGCCUGGGAUCCCCACUGUCUGUUGUGUUCAGUUACCUGGUUCCAGGGAGGUGAGGUUGUGGUGGUCAACUUACUGGAACCAAAGAGUCAACUUAAUAAUUCUUAAAGAAAAACAAGUUUGGCUGCUAAGUACGCUGGAAUUUCUACUGUUUGGCCUCCCUAAGGAGGAAGCCUAUUUUAAAAAUAGCUUCCAUCGCGAGGCAGUCAGUCAGUCAGUCUGUGAGCCCUUGCUCGUCCAGCCCUGAACCAGACAUCUUGCCACAGUGCUGGGCUCCGUCUAGGAGCCUGAGGCUCAGCGUACAGAUUAAGAAGCCUCCUGACCAAUCAGGCCUCCUCCCCCCGAGCUGCCACCUUUCUUCCACUUGGUGGCCUCGGCCUUGGUCCCUGGACAGUCGGAAAGCAAGAGUGGGACAGGAACCCAAAGGAGACACCAAGAACAAGACAUCACACUAGAGUCCGUGUUUCUGCUUCUGUAUUCAGUGUGGCUUUUGACAGGCAUAGGAUGAGGCAAUCACGUGCUGUACAGGUUUUCAAUAUAUAGGUGCUGAAAAAUACACAAAGUUCCCCAGUGCAUGAGUUGUGCUUGUAUCCUUUCUGGGCCCGGGGUGAGAGGUGAGGGGAUACAGCAUUCACGUGGAUGUGGAACCGUUCUGUCCUGUGCACCUUCCUCUCCUGACCAGGGACCCGGCGUCUUCGGUUCCUGAACUCCCAGGUCACGUGCUGGGAGUGAUCUGCCCGCUGACCCCCUGCUCUGUCGGCCUUCAGGUCCGGGAGCCUUUUCAGGGGAACCUUCAAAGCCACCAGGGCUGCUCUUCGUGCCCAUGUGUUCUGUCUUCGGUGAAUCCCUCAGA
Eubalaena glacialis (North Atlantic right whale) is the source of this 1841-nucleotide messenger RNA. RefSeq names its product cell cycle regulator of NHEJ (gene CYREN). Gene Ontology annotation, cellular component: cytoplasm; nucleus. The record is from RefSeq and is a predicted model, not a curated record. Bases 329 to 784 code for a protein of 151 amino acids. NCBI's taxonomy places the organism in Eukaryota, Metazoa, Chordata, Mammalia, Artiodactyla, Balaenidae. The transcript is spliced from 4 exons. Gene Ontology annotation, biological process: negative regulation of double-strand break repair via nonhomologous end joining; double-strand break repair via nonhomologous end joining.